UGAAAUAAGGAACCUCCCUCGACUUGCCCUUUUGCUUGUUUUCGAUUUCCGCGUCUCCCGAUCGAUCGGCGAGAGACGCCUUGAGUCAGCAGCAAGGGAUCCGACUCAUAGAAUCAUCUCGAUGGCCAACAGCAAUCUCCCUCGCCGGAUCAUCAAGGAAACGCAGCGACUCCUUAGCGAACCAGCUCCUGGCAUCAGUGCAUCUCCGUCCGAGGACAACAUGCGGUAUUUCAACGUGAUGAUCCUCGGACCAACUCAAUCUCCAUAUGAAGGAGGAGUUUUCAAGCUGGAGUUAUUUUUGCCUGAAGAAUAUCCCAUGGCUGCCCCAAAGGUCCGGUUUCUCACCAAAAUCUACCAUCCUAACAUUGACAAGCUUGGAAGAAUAUGCCUUGACAUCCUGAAGGACAAAUGGAGUCCAGCUCUCCAAAUUAGAACAGUAUUACUCAGUAUCCAAGCACUUCUUAGUGCUCCAAAUCCAGAUGACCCUCUUUCUGAGAACAUUGCGAAGCAUUGGAAAUCGAAUGAAUCAGAAGCUGUGGAGACAGCAAAAGAGUGGACGCAUCUAUAUGCCACCAGCGCAUAAACAUUGUUGCAAACAGUUGAGUAAGCUAUCUAUACUAAAAGUUUAUUAAUCCAUACAUGUUGAACUAGGUGCAGUCAAGAAAAUGUCUUUCUUAUACUGCAAGGUAUUGUAUCAUUAUCUUGGGUUGGAAGGUACCUCUUCAUGUGCUUGCAAAAGCCACAGUUUUUCUUUCUUCCGUGCCAUUGGAGUUCUUAAAGAUUCUUUUGUAGAAGAAGUUUGUUUGGGUAGGAACCGAUGUCAAAUAAGAUGUUUGAAUUUA
Messenger RNA from Zingiber officinale, 842 nucleotides. RefSeq names its product ubiquitin-conjugating enzyme E2 36-like. The record is from RefSeq and is a predicted model, not a curated record. Gene Ontology annotation, biological process: protein K63-linked ubiquitination; DNA damage tolerance. NCBI's taxonomy places the organism in Eukaryota, Viridiplantae, Streptophyta, Magnoliopsida, Zingiberales, Zingiberaceae. The transcript is spliced from 8 exons. The coding region runs from base 122 to 583 and encodes 153 amino acids. Gene Ontology annotation, molecular function: ubiquitin conjugating enzyme activity. Gene Ontology annotation, cellular component: nucleus.